AUGUCCUUCAUUUUACCUUAUACAGGUAACGCUGUAGCUUCGAAACAGAGAAGGGAGCCAAUUACAGUUAAUGAACAACAACAGAAUGGGGAAGAUGAACGAUUAUUUGAACAACAUAAAAAGGAACUGGAAGAUAUAAUAGAACGACAAGAGGAACGUAUAAAGUCAUUACGCACAGCUCUCGCUAUUGAAGUUGAGUGUGAUGAACGUGCGCGUCGCUCUCGACUUUUAGGAGAGAAGCAAGAUCUUAACUCUGAACUCACAUUAUUGUCUAAUAAGUUGCAUACUCUUGAUAUGAGUUGGCGAGAGGCACGUCAAGCAAGUGAUCAUGAAUUUAAAUGGGGAGAAAUGAAGUCUAAACUAUCCCAAACCUUAUCACACACAACUGAUUUACAGGAUGAAAUCAAAGAAUGUGAAAAGCAAAUUGUUGAUAUUGAAGAUCUCAUGAAUAAUCGUUUGGAGAGAAUAUCUACAGUACGACGAGAACUGCAACAAGCACAACAACAAGUUAAAUGGUUAUUAGAAUGUCAGGUUAUAGAUGAUCAAUCUUUUACUAAUCGAAUAAAAGAAGAAGAAGAAAAUCUUAGACAACUUAUUGAAGCACGAAAUGAAAUGGAAAAAGAGGUUUCUCAGUUGAAUGAAAAGGAAGGACUUGAAGUAUUACCAUUGAAAGAAGAUGUAGAUAUAUUGGAACAAUAUUUAGAAGAAAUGCAAAACCGAACCCAUGAACUUCAGCUUCAAUAUCAAGAUUUUAAAUAUCAAGUGGAAGAGGCAAAAAAAAUUGAAGCUGAUUUAUCAGGAAAUACAGCUUUACCCCAUAUUUACAAACGAUCCGUAGAAUAUGUUGAUCAACAAUUAAUUCGUUCACUGAAUGAACAGUUGGAAACUGCACGUCGUCUAAAUCAUUCUCCAAUUUCUGUUAAUAGUAAUAAAGAACAAUGGUUGCAAAAUUACUUUGUUGUUUGGAGCAGUAUAUGUCAUCACUGCACUGGUUUACUUCAAGAUGCAAAAUUAGCUUUUGCGAAUGACCUUACAAAAGUAAAAGAAUCUAUUAAAAUUUCUCAACAGAAAAUUCAUGACAUUAUUGGUUUCCAAAAUGGAGAAGGAAAAGAGAGAGAGAUUGCUUUUUUAAAUCUAGAAAAUUUGCUUCAUUUAAUGUGUGAAGAAGAAAAAGUAAAGAAAGAACUCUUUUACCGUAUUGAGGAGAAUGCGAAAAACAUUGGUGAAGAACCUACUUUAUACCUUUCUUUGGUAAAUACAGAGGGUUAUGAUGAUAUCAUUGAUGAAGAUCAGGAAGAGAUAAUACUACCAAAUGAAGCCAAUGAACAUGAGUUUGAACCUAUUCCAGAAGAAAACCCAGAGGUAGUUAUUUCUGAAAUACGAAGUAUGGCUGAAAUUUCUUCUGAGAAUAUGAAGGAAAAUGUAUUGAUGCAAGAAACAACAUAUCGUUAUCGAAACUAUUUACAAAAAUUUCUACAACAAAAAUCCUUACUUAAGAGUGAACAGAUAAACCGAAUGCAUGUCCCACUGCGGCGUACAGUAGUAUCCAAUAACCCACCAAAGACAGUAGAAGAGUCAUUAAGUCAAAUUCAACAAAAACUCAUUGAUGAAGUUGUAAAUUUUGUUAAAAAUCAAAAAACAAAUACUAUAUGGGGACAAAAAAAUACUAUUAGAGAAAACUAUACUUUAGCAGAUCCAAACUAUGCGUUUGAAGUUCAUGAGAUGCAGGAAAAAAUACAACGAUUACUUUCUAAACGUCAAAGUACUUUUCUCUUGGGAGUUGAUCAUGGAGAUAAUUCUAUGAGGGUAACUUCAGAAAUAGAAGUAUUUCGACGAAUAAAUAUUGAAGGUGCUCGUCUACCUCCUAAUAUUGUGAAUGCCUCAUCAACUCUUCAAGCAAAAUAUUUCUUGUCUUGUGCUCUUCGAGGGUUUACCGCUGUGAUUAUAACGUCUAAUAUGAAAAUUCCUACUGUACGACAAAUAUUUCUAACAAGAGAUCUUGAAUGGCUAUGUUUACGGGAUGUGAGCAAACCCGAAGGGACUAAUUCAGAGCAUGUAGAUACGGCUGUAAAGUUAAUAGAUGUGUAUGACAUUCUGUUACUUUCUAACGAGCAACUUACUCUCAGAAAACUAAAACCAGAGUUAUCCUUUGCUAUUAUGCUAAAAAAAGGAAAAGAACGUGAAGACUAUUGGGUUAUACAAACGGAUAAUUCUGAAAGCAGAAAGUUCUGGGCCUAUGUGCUUGCAUGGAUAAUAAAUGAAACUGCACCUGAAAACAAGGAUGCUGUUAUUACUUCAUUAAAGAAAGCAAAAAAGAUUUUUGUUUUAGAUGCAGCUAGAACAACUGCAGAUACUGUUGAACCAACAGAACGUCACAAACUUUUUGUUCAGGUUGACGAAAAGUAA
Molecule: messenger RNA, 2406 nt
Organism: Trypanosoma theileri
Lineage: Eukaryota; Euglenozoa; Kinetoplastea; Trypanosomatida; Trypanosomatidae
Exons: 1
Coding region: 1-2406 (801 amino acids)
Source: RefSeq, a predicted model, not a curated record